UACCACAACCGUUCGCGACCCUCCUCCCACAAGGAACAUAUGAUCGCUCUUCCCAAAUAGAAUCAAAACAAACUCUCUGAUGACAUUUCGUAGAUGUUUUUGUUUUUGCUCAGAUUCGAAGUGACGGUACGAACUGGGUUGAUUUCCAACAAUGUUUGCCUAGAGAAGUAUUCAGUGCAGUUAGUGUAAGGCCGCAGACACAAAGACAGUUCCGCGAAAUGAGUUUCAGUCUUCCAACAACGAAAACUCUGGACGAGGAAGUGAAUAUUUCCACUUCGACCACAUCGACUACUCCGAGCCCUGGAAUGGAGGACGGCGACCCACAGCCCGAGAUUCCGCAGUCGGACGAUAGCGUGCAGUUUAUCUUUGUACCGCUAGCCGUUUUUAUAACUGUGAUCUUCCUGUCGGCAAUGGUCUAUCUUAUGGCUCGCACAAAGCGCAAAAUGAUUACUCGAAUCUACAAUAGAGUCAGAUCGUCAUCCGAUUAUACAAUGCUCGAACCUUCUGACGUCGAACACGAUGAAGACAACGAAGACGAUCCGAACGAGUGCCUACUAGCAGGAAAACUGCAGAUAGAAAAUAGAUAUGAUUCGUAUUCCAUUCACUCGUACAACUGUUCACAACGAGAGCUCUACACCUAAAGUGCAACAAACAUUACCAAAGACUUAACUUUAUUAUAUUUACCGCAGAAGCAACGUUGCCUAUGCUUUUUACCAGUAUUUCAAAAAGAACAGAAUUGAAAUCUCCACGCUAUUCUCCAGUCAUUCAAUUUAGGGGAAAAACUUAAUUGAACAAUUUUAGAAUCAAGGAAUCUAACCAAAAAAGAAAAAAUCUCAUCUACUUAUUUAAAAAAUUACAAUUUAUUGCACUCUAUGGCUAAACGCAUUGCUAUGUAGUGUUACUUCUUACAACACUUUUGUCGCCACUUGUAAACUAAGGACUUCGGACCAUCCCACUAUGGAUAAAGGGGAGCAGCUGCUUGUCAGUCGGUUUGAAAAGCUCUGGAUGUAAGAUCGUAGAAGCCGAAGAAGAUGGCGCCGCCUAAGGUGAUCCAAAUGACCCGUGGCACGACUCCUGCGAAAAGCCUGUGAGAGGAAAAGAGUGAAAAUUUAUUAUGAAUGUUUGUUACAGCAACACCAAUUGCAUUUAGAUAACAGUAUUAGUUUAUGUGUGAUACGGAAGAGAGCGAGAGGUACGUUAUGUUAAAAGAUUGAAUUUGUUUUUAUCUCAAUUUAGUACCUUAAGUGUUCCUUGGGUUGUUUAGCUUUUAUCUCGAAUAGUCUAAUAAAAUAUUAUGUUUGAAAAA
This is a messenger RNA of Hermetia illucens (black soldier fly), 1306 nucleotides long. RefSeq lists its product as uncharacterized. The transcript is spliced from 3 exons. Bases 219 to 641 code for a protein of 140 amino acids. Lineage: Eukaryota; Metazoa; Arthropoda; Insecta; Diptera; Stratiomyidae. The record is from RefSeq and is a predicted model, not a curated record.